Molecule: messenger RNA, 333 nt
Organism: Fraxinus pennsylvanica
Lineage: Eukaryota; Viridiplantae; Streptophyta; Magnoliopsida; Lamiales; Oleaceae
Source: the annotation of a GenBank genome assembly
AUGGUUUCAUAUAUAGCCGGAGAAGUAUUCCUGAGACCUGUUCAAAUCCCUCCACCACCACCCAAAAGGAAAGAAAAAAUAAUUGCUUUAUUCAUCUUGACUACCACUCCAUUGGCCGGUUUUGUUUUCCCAUAUAUGCUCACGCGUAACAUUUUUAGAGUUGAUCAAGUUCAAAGUGCUAGGCAUACACAAUUUCUUAAGGUUAAGCCUAAAUCUCUUGUUCCGCCGGACAACUUUUACGGGUAUUUGCCGAAAGGAAUGCCGGUGCCGCCUUCAGGUCCUUCGAGGAAGCACAAUGACAUUGGAUUACGGGGCUGGCAGGGGUCACCUUGA